Cantharellus anzutake is the source of this 302-nucleotide messenger RNA. RefSeq lists its product as uncharacterized. Bases 10 to 198 code for a protein of 62 amino acids. The record is from RefSeq and is a predicted model, not a curated record. The transcript has a single exon. NCBI's taxonomy places the organism in Eukaryota, Fungi, Basidiomycota, Agaricomycetes, Cantharellales, Hydnaceae.
ACAAGGUACAUGCUUGCAUGCAUGGCCCCUCAUGGCCCCCCCACAGCCAUCAGGGCCCCGGCGUGCGGCCAUGAAAAGCCCUUAUCCGACUUGUUCAGUGACGGGUCCCCCCCUCCACAUGCCCACCUCAUGGAUGGAUGGAUCGGCAACGAUGCAUGCCAUGAAAUGGAUGGCCCGGCUCGGUUGCACUGUACGUAACUCGACAACGACACACUAGUAUAUUAUACAUACUUGGAAUGUAUCUCCAUCCUUCCAACCCCUGUCGUAAUAUUCCGGCUCCAUCGGCUCAGGCACAGCAUAUG